Messenger RNA from Hibiscus syriacus, 1443 nucleotides. RefSeq names its product UV-B-induced protein At3g17800, chloroplastic-like. Lineage: Eukaryota; Viridiplantae; Streptophyta; Magnoliopsida; Malvales; Malvaceae. The coding region runs from base 96 to 1286 and encodes 396 amino acids. The record is from RefSeq and is a predicted model, not a curated record. The transcript has 2 exons.
AAUAAUAGCAGGAUAAGCAACAAUCCCUCUCGCUCUCCACUCUUACAUCUCAUUUCUCCCAUAAUUUCUGUAUUUUUCUCAUUUUUUGACAGUUGAUGGACCGUUCUUUCUCUCUCCACAGAGCUCCUUUUCUCUCUUCCUUUUUACCAUCGUCUGUAAAAAUAUCUCGGGAUCCCCACGAUUUUAACCUUAUGAAUUCACCUUCCAACCGCCGAUCACUUAGGACUGGCUUUACUUCGACUGCUUUCAAUGACCGGAAGGUGCCCUCCGUCAGAGCUAGCGCCGGGGCUAGUCACUGUGACUUUAGCAGCUUGAACGCGCCUCUUGAGCCGAGGUCGGCUCCUGGGAAGUUUUUAAGCGGCGUCCUUCAGUACCAACGACAGGUCUUCCACUUUGCCGCCGCUGAUGAACUUAAGCGGCUCGCAGAUGAUCGUGAUGCAACCGUCGCUCGUGUUUCUGUUAGCUCGGAUUCUGAUGAAUCAUGUCUUCACAGAAGGAUUGCUCAACUGAAAGAACAGGAGUGCCAAGCUGCUGUGGAAGAUGUGAUGUACAUGUUAAUCUUCUAUAAAUUCUCCGAAUACAGAGUACCAUUGGUUCCAAAGCUCUCCAGGUGCAUUUACAAUUGUAGACUCGAGAUAUUGCCUUCAAAAGACUGGGAGCUGGAGUCGAUCCAUAGCGUUGAGGUUUUGGAGAUGGUUAGGGAACAUGUCAGUGCUGUUAUUGGCUUGAGAACAAACUCCAGUGUCACAGACAACUGGGCUACCACCGAUAUCCAACGGCCCCGUCUUGGUCGACUUUAUGCAGCCUCCAUCUUGUAUGGCUAUUUUCUGAAGUCUGCCUCCUCUAGACACCAACUGGAACAAUGCUUAACUUUGGUUCAUCAAAAGCAUCUGAACGAUAGGAACUUCCUUCAGUUUCUUGAUCUUCUACCUUGUGGAAUUAAGAGUCUGGUAUUUGGCCAUGCUAAGGACAUGCAAUCUGUUCCAUUCGGUCAAGGGUCGGAUAGACAGGAAAUGAAUCUCAAAGAGUUAAGGUGUUACGUUAUGGGAUUCGACCCUGAGACACUGCAGCGAUGUGCCAAACUGAGAUCCAAAGAGGCUGCAAAUUUGAUCGAGAGACACAGCUGUGCACUCAUUGGUGACGAGCAGACGGAUGUGACGGAUGUGGUGAUUAAGACAUCUUUUUCAAGCCUGAAGAGAUUAGUUCUGGAAGCUGUAGCCUUUGGUUCUUUCCUUUGGGACAUUGAAGAAUAUGUCAACACCGUGUAUAGGCUGAAGGACAACUAAUUUGAGGUAAAGGGGAAGUUAUAGCUGUUGAGUGAAGUCCAUUUGUAUAGAGGAAUCCAGUUAUGUGUUUCCUACGUUAUUGCUUUGGUUUGAAGGAAGGAGGCAUUCACAUUGUAUAGUUAUAAGUUGAUAUAAUGGAAUAAUGUACAGUGGUCAA